GGCUAGUGAGGUGAAUAUUUGGUGGUUGGGGAGUGAUUCAUUCUGCCAUAGUGGGGGACAGUGGGGUGUGAGAAAUAUGGCUUUUAUAGGGUGGCUUUUAUGGUGGUUUAAAGGUCAAAGUAAUCAAAAAUAUCCCUUGGCUUGUUGUGCUUGUUAUUUCGGUUGUACUAGGGGACAAGGGGGGGACAAUGUUUGUGGGAUGUUGGGUGAUGAAAUAUGGUUGUUUGGCUUGGUGUGUUUCGGCCCUAGCUUAGGGAAAUGAAAAGGAAAUUGACUUAUGGUUUUUUCUUUUGGCACAAAACGUGUUAUUUUGAUGGAGUGAUUCAAGUAGGGAGUGGGGUAGUCUGGGCAGGGUAUACGGCUCUUUUUAGGAUGGAGAUAGGCUCAAGGUUGUCAGGGUUAAGUAAUAUGGUUUGGGGUUGGAGAAUUCAUUCCAGAAAGGAUCGUAACACUUAGACAUGAUUCCACUGAUUUGUUUAAGGAUUUGAGGAUCAGGUGUAGUACUAGGGGAUAUAACACAUACGCAAUGAAGUCAAUGAGCUUCAUAAUCCAACAACAACCAUGACCGAAAAAGAAGCAAUAACAUUUUAUCCAAGCAAAAAACAACAUAAAAAAUUUAACAAAGCACAUCACUACGAUAACAUAAAAAAAAGAGGAGGUUAUUUCUUACCAAGAAAGAGAGCUCGUAAUAGGCCUCCUCCGGAACCCCAACCACCCGAAUCCCAGGGAAAGGCCGGGGGAGCCGCUGAGCCGGCUUGACCGGGGGAAGGAAUGCUGCGGCAUCUUCGUCGUCUUCUCGAUCCCCAAAAGCUACCAGAAGCUGGAGGGACAUUACCGCAGCAUUCCUUCCCCGGUCAAGCCGGCUCAGCAGCUCCCCCGGCCUUUCCCCGGGAUUCGGGUCGAUGGGGUUCCGAAGGAGGCCAGUUACGAGCUCUCUUUCUCGAAAAAGCAAAACGUAUCCCAUAUGUAAAUAGUCUCUGUAAGGGAAGGGGAUCUGAACUUGCAAGAGUACCGGCUGUAUUGAAAGGUGGGGACUGGGGAGUGGGAGCUGAAAUUGGUGCCGUGGCUUGGAUAUAGCUAGGUCUGGGAAAAAAUUACAGUCUCCAAUUGCUGGGAAAAUCUACAGUCUAGGAAUCUACUCAAUCUAGGUCACAGCAGACAAGGGAAACUUCAAUUGCAAGAAUGAUUUGAUAAAAAAAUCAAAGAACAUAUAAUUUCAUACCUUCUUGGGUUAGAUGCUUCAAUCUUGGACAAAAAUUGAAGAUUCUCGUCACUAACUUCUGCGCUUGAAGAAGAAACCACUAGGCCGCCGGUUGAGGAGUCUGGAGUCGUACUUACUCGGAAGUGUUGGACUGCUGCGAAUCUACACAAUUGGACUCUGAUGUUCUUUA
Messenger RNA from Cuscuta campestris, 1391 nucleotides. NCBI's taxonomy places the organism in Eukaryota, Viridiplantae, Streptophyta, Magnoliopsida, Solanales, Convolvulaceae. The record is from the annotation of a GenBank genome assembly.